AUGGAAAGGAGGAAGGGGGAGAGGAGAGGAGAGCACAGCAAGCCUUCAGGAAGGCAAUUUUAUAGAGUAGAGUUUCUUAAGAUCCUUUGUGUCAUAGACACCUUUGAAAAUCUGAGGAAAGCCUUGGAACACUAUUGUGAUUAUAAGAGAGUACAGCUUUUGUCUCAAUUUAUCUCUUUAUUUACUGGAUGCAUUUAUGGAAAGCACAUAACAAGUCUCUGGGAAGAAACAGAAGGAAUCAUAAAAGCGAUUAAGAGAGCUCAAAUAAUGGGGUUUGUGCCAGUUACAUACAAAGAUUCCACAUAUCUAAAAGAACAUAAAUCUUGUAACAUCAAGUAUCAGGAGUAA
Molecule: messenger RNA, 348 nt
Organism: Nyctereutes procyonoides (raccoon dog)
Lineage: Eukaryota; Metazoa; Chordata; Mammalia; Carnivora; Canidae
Product: 28S ribosomal protein S18c, mitochondrial-like
Exons: 3
Coding region: 1-348 (115 amino acids)
Biological process (GO): translation
Cellular component (GO): ribosome
Molecular function (GO): structural constituent of ribosome
Source: RefSeq, a predicted model, not a curated record